Chaetomium strumarium is the source of this 1057-nucleotide messenger RNA. RefSeq lists its product as uncharacterized. The record is from RefSeq and is a predicted model, not a curated record. NCBI's taxonomy places the organism in Eukaryota, Fungi, Ascomycota, Sordariomycetes, Sordariales, Chaetomiaceae. Bases 375 to 998 code for a protein of 207 amino acids. The transcript has a single exon.
UUUGUUGCCGGGAACGGGCACGCGGCGUUCCCAGACAUUUUCCGUGGCACUGGUCCCAGCGGGGGCCGCUGACGGUGUGGACGGCUGCAGGAGGUUGGGGCUUUCCGUCUCGCCGUUGCCCCCGGUGUCCAGGCUCGGCCCGCUCGGGACAGUGUUGCCGUGCCCGAAUUCAUCCCCGGGCUGGCUUGAUUCGGGUUGCAGCUCAACUUCCACAACGGGCGCGUGGGCAGGCGCCGUAGAUGAGCUGGGCGUAGCAAGAGAUGCCCGCCGAGACGACGCAUGCUGCGAGCGGGGUAGCACCGCUGAGGUGAUAGUUUGUCUGGACACGACACUCUAUACGCUCAUCGAGCAACAGAGCGGCGUCAUAGGGGCUAAUGAAGGUAUCUGCCGAGCCUUUUGCCACCACAGCUUCAUCCCUUGGCUCUUACCUCAGGGUCUUCGACAACCUGAUUGCCCGCAGCGAUGUCCAUGUCCUGCAAGUCGAAGAGCCCGACCCCAGAGGCGCGGCCGCCAUUAGGGCCAUCACCUACAAUGACAUUCUCAUUGCCGCCAAGAUCCUCCGCAGCAACCCCACGCUUACCCUGGACGAGGCGGCCGAGCAGCUCUGGGCAAGGCUAGGCACCACGUGCUCAGCACGGCAGCCAAGGUUGACGAUGCGCGUAUCUGUGCGGGCCAUGUUUAUGAUCGAUUGCACCGGACCGGUGGACGGAUGGCUGCCCAACGAGCGCUUCGACGACCUUGCCUCUAGGGUGUUUCCAAGGGCCUUGGCCAUAUCCACCGCGGCGAAAGAGGCAAUGAACGACCGGAAGUCUAUGAAAGCAUGGAAGCUCAAGGCUAGAUUCCGCCUCCACUGCCGUGGCACCGACAACCUGGCCCGCCACUUACUCUUGGACCUGUCGCAUCCGGACGGGGCCGACCCUGUAUAUCGUUCACUAUACUGGCUUUCUCAAGGUCCAACUGGACCGUGGGAAGCAAGAAGGUCUCUCCAAGGAAGCUGACUUUCCGGAAUGUCUCAAAAGGCACGCCGUACACAUCCCUCUUCAUAUCUAACUUGCCU